UUGUAUACCUGCUGGCACCGUUCUGUUCUUUUGGGCACUUGUUUGCAGUUAUUUCUCUUUAUUAUAGCUUCUACUAUUUUUCGGUUUCCAUUUUUUCUUAUCCUUUCACUUCUAGGUGUCCACAUAACACGAUUGGUCUCUUUGCUUUUCCCCUGGUACACUUGCAUGUGGUUUUGGUCCCUUUUUGACCCUCCUCACCUUCCAUCAGUGUGUGUACUAUCGCCAUGGUUACUAUGCUCCUCUUUGUUUCUGUUAAAUACCGGGCGCGAUGACGUAAAUCUUUGAGGCCGGAAGAAGCACGCAUACACGUGUGAAACAGCCGGCGUAGCCUCCGAGCGCCCAUCAACCUGCACCGAUGCUGUGAUCCAGCCUUCCGUGGACCGGCCCCCCUUGCCGAGUUGUCUCUGCUGAGCGGUUUCCCAGAGGUUCGGUAAUGCUGUAAAAAGGACAAGAACACUGAUGACUGCAGCUAUACCUAUGAAAUAUACAGAUCAUGAGCCACAUUCACAGUUUAUCUUGUUAGAUCCAGAAAACACUUGUAAACACUGUAAACAACAUAUCAUGGAUUCCAUCACUAUUUUACACACGUAAAAGAACCCGCUUCAAAGUCCUGUGUGAGAGCAUAUGAAACUGGCCAACCAACAUGAGUGUCCCACUGACUCCGAACAAGGCUUGUUGUACAGACCAGGAGGACAACAGCAAUGAAGACAAAAACGAUAAUGAGAGCGUGACCGGCAUGGGAGAUACUAAUGCCAAUCAGAUAUACUCCACAAACACUGGGAAAAGGGAUGAGAUCUACAUAAGGGAGAAUAAAACUGGGACGUUGUGCACAUGGCAGUCUGAAAAUCUUACAAUGUUGAAUAAAGAGUCCCGCAGAUCAGGGAACGUUGGCCAUGAGUCUCCAUCAAGCGAACAUAUAAGUGACUUAAGACUCCAUUCCCCAACCAACAAAGACAUCAGCAAAGAUUGCAUGACGGAUGAUGCAAAGGACAGUUUGACUUCUCAUGGUCAAUCUCCAUUGAAUUCAAAAGCCAGCUUAUAUGAUAGAAGUUUCCAGGUUCCCAUUAGCAAGACAUAUGAAUCCUCUAUCAACGUCCAUAGUAAUAAUGUUAGCAGUGAACGUCCUAGGAUAAAAACAAGUAUCCCUUCACCCAAAACAGAAACUUUUAUAAAAGAUCAUAUAUCACCUACAACACCUGUGGAAUCGCCCCUCAGGUUCUUGCAGUACGCUGACACAUCUCAUUGUGGGAUCAGGCCUACUGAAACAUCCUCGCCAGCUGAACAUUCAUUCGGACUAUCUUCUCAUAAUAUCAGUAAUACCUCAGAGGAAAAGACGAUUGUAUUUUAUUCCAAACCACCUACCUCAAAUAUUACUGGCCCAGAUUAUUCAAUGGAUAAUGGAACCUUGACCCAUGUGAACAGGCAAAGCACAUUGACUUAUCCUAUUAAUGUCGAGGAACCCUCGCGUUUACCAUACAAACCUCAGGUAAUUUGUACCAUACCAGAAGCACAAUUGUAUCAGGGUCAAAUAACGAAACAAUCAGAACUGACUGAUCCAAAAAACAUUCAGUCCAAGUCAACAUCUCCCCAUAAACUACAGAUAACGUUGGUUGAGGUUGCUAGAUCCAAAAGAGGGGAUGGUGUGUUUGAAACCAGAAGAUCUCCAUUGUCCUCCCCAUGUGGUCAGAUAACUGUUUCGCAGACAAACCAAGCAGGAAAGCAGACUGGGUCAUUGCUGUUAACCAGUCCUUCCAAUACCAAGCCGCAUGAUUAUAAAGUUGAUGCGUGUUACAGUGAAACGAAAGCUCAAAUCUCUCAGGUCUCCGAUUUUCAAGUUGGUCAUCCCCAAGAAGUUGAGUCUUCAAAAAGCAAAGAGCUAAGCUACAAGCCUACAAUCAGAAAAACAACAUCACUCACCGACUCCCUGGAUAAUAAGAUCCAUACCAGUAAAGACAGAUUCUCAGUACAAGAUUAUCUUUGUCAGGACAGUGACAAUAAUUUUCUUUCAAGCAGCAAUGCAACUUCCUUGAAAGAUAAAAACGCUUUAGUUGACAGUAAAAAGACAUCUCUUAGUCGAAAACAUCAGUCGGAUAUUCUAAAAAGCAAUUUGAAAGAGAGCCAUAGGGACCCAAGUGAUUUUUUUUUAUGUGCCACUUCUCCCUCAUGCCCGCUGGUUAAUAUUAAUGAUCAGCGUGUUGCCUCACCGAGCAGCUUUAAAGAUCUUAGUGUUGUUCACGCUGACAGAUUGUCACCUUCCUCAGUGCUACCUCCUAUAGAGAGUACACAGUUGUUCAACAUAUCCCCUAAAGCGACAAACAAGACUCUUGCUAACAGUGCAAUCCCAAAACCAAUACUGGUACAUUCCAAACCAUUUGAUGAAACAGAAAUAAACCAUAAUGCAAAAACAGAGGAGAUCAUUGAACCUGCCCUUCUUGUACCCAAACCCAAGCAGGUGCGGCCUAAGAUCAUCACCUACAUUAGGAGGAACCCCCAAGCAUUCGACAGAAUACCAUUUGGACAAAUGAGCAUGCCGUAUGGGCCCCCUUCCUGUAAUGUCCCUGUACCAAAAGAACAUGACACAUUGAGUAGUGACAUUAAACCAUCCAAUGUGCUGUUAGAUAAGUAUAAAGCUGACAUACACAAGCCCAGGAUGUACAGUGCUGGACUGAUGGUUUCUGGAAUCAGGCCUCCUGGACAUCAUUCAUUAGAAGAGACCGGUGAAAGGCAGAGAAAAGACGACUUUUGUCCCUCAACAUUUACCCAUUAUGAAGUCCCACCAAGCUUCUACAGGUCCACCAUGAUCCUAAGGCCACAGCUUGGGUUGGGGGCAGUCUCCAGGUUGCCGUCCACAAAGAGCAGAAUCUUGAUUGCAAGUCAACGUAUGUCUGGCACCGCUAUACCUCAACAAGAAUUGGUCACCACUGUCGGAGCACUUAACAACUCAGAAACGCCAGAGGAUCUUAAAAAAGGUUCCAUACCCAAUGGUGCAAAAUCAAAUCUGCCGAAGCCUUGCCAAUCUGGCCUUCGCCCCCCUGGCUACUCCCGCUUGCCAGCAGCUAAGCUUGCUGCAUUUGGAUUUGUCCGGAGCUCCAGUGUAUCAUCGCUGUCAAGCAAUCAGUCCAAUGAAAGCAUCCAGAGCGACCACAACAGAGCGACCAACACAGGUAAUGAAGAGCAUCCUGCUCCAAAUGCAGCUGUGCCUUCGAAGGAGAUCCCCAAGGGUACGGGCAGGACAAUCCCAGAAGUGUGUAGUGGCACCGCCGCGCCCCGCAGGAGUUUACUUCCAGCAAAGAAAACAACCACAUCACCUGCUGGAUUGAAGAAGGAGACCCAAAAAGAUCAAGAAGUUAUAAAACCAGCAAUUUCAUCUCCGAAAAGACAAGUGACCAAGGUGCAAUCACCAGGGCAUCCCAAACUAAAGCCGACGAUAACCAAGAAUGGCUACGCAGCAAAGACAGAGGUACAGACCAGAGAGCCAGAUCGACAGACCGUCCAGAGGUUAAAAGACAAGUGUGAGGAGCAGGCGAAGGAGCUCCUAUUUAUCCGGAAAGAAUUCCAAAAAACAAGCUGCGGGUUUUUAGUAUUUGCUGUAACAACUCAGUAUUUCUUCAAUAAGACUGAAUCUGGUCUUAUAAAAGAAAGAGAACUAUCACUUGAACUUGCAACCAUCAGAAAUGAAGUGGCCUUCAACACCGAGAGGUGCGAGAAACUACAAAAAGAGAAGGAGGAAUUGGAAAUCAAAUUUGAUAAUGAAGUGAAGAAACUGGAACGACAUCAGCAAGAGGAACUCCGGGGAUUGAAGGAGAGGUUAGAGCAGCAAUAUGACCGAGAGAUGGAGCAUCUCCAGCAGGAACAGGGUUCCCAGCUACUCCAGAUCCGUUCCCAACAUCAAGGCCAGAUUGAAGACAUGGCUGCGAAGCACGAAGCUGCACUGUUAGAGAUUAAGACCAGCCAUUCAGCUUCCCUCUCUGCAAUCCAUGAAGAUCACGAGAAAAGAGUUCACAAACUGAAAGAAGGCCACGAGCUGGAGAAAAAAAUGCUAGAGGAUGGUUUUGAAAAACUGAAAUUGUCUUUACAGGACCAAGUUGACACCUUGACGUUCCAGAAUCAUUCACUAAGAGACCGGGCAAAGAUGUUUGAAGAGGCGUUAAUGAAGAGUACCAAUGAACAGCUAGAGAUCGCUCUGGCACCAUACCGGCACUUGGACGACGACUUGAUCAGCAUUAGACAAGUCUUAGAAAUGAAAAACCAGUUAAUCCAUGAGCAGGAAAAGAGGAUAAUGGAUCUGGAGAAACUGGCUGAAAUAAAUGUUGUCUUGGAGGAAAAAAUACAGGUCCUUCAACAGCAGAAUGAAGACAUGAGGGCCCGCAUUGACAAGAACGUGGUAGUUACCAGGCAAUUAUCAGUUGAAAAUGCUACCCUACAAGAGAGUGUGGAAAAAGAGAGCAAAGAGAAGAAAAGGUUAAGCCGCACCAAUGAAGAACUCGUAUGGAAACUCCAGACCGCAGAGUCCAUGAGUCCUAUCAAGUACCCCUCAUCUCCCGUCCACCGCUCUGCUUCUUCGGGCCCACUGUCACCCUCCAAAGUCAACUCCGCUCAGAGAUGACGCUGCAGCAGCUUAUGAAUAGACAAGCUUUAUUUUCCGUACAGUUGCGCGCAGAGCGUAGUCUUUGGAUUCCUGUGACUACGUGUAAAAACCCAGUGUACCUUUUCAGAAGACUGGAUACCAAGGUACCACCAUACCUCCCGUCUUUCCUAUGAACCUCAAGCCAAGAAAACAAAACAAAACAAAAAAAACAUUCCACUAAAACAAUUCCUCAAAAGCCACACCAAUGUUUCAGGUUACAUCCAGUCCAAUAUGCUGGGGAUAUAUGUAUAUACAAUGUGGUUAUUGUAUACAUGAUUGCACACACUUUACAGGUUGAUUUGUACAUAAAGAUGCAAUGUACAUAUGAGAGCUUGUGUAUUUUAGUUUUUUUUAUGUUGCUGACGUGUUUGUUCAGCUGUUUUCUAAGCCGUGCCUCUGUCUUCUACCUGAACGGGACAUGUUUCUGUCCAUCUCGUUUUUACCGCUUAUUGUAACGAAAAAAGUAACACUAAUCUAUAAAGAUGUAACAAAAGCGCCUUCUAAAUGGUACUACACAAUCACCAGCUAUGUAUUAUUACAGGUUAAGGCUGCCGACACAAUAAUCCAAUGCUUUGCCCGCAUGUCAGGUAUUCGUUUUCUCGUGUGUGAUUUGUUACAAGGCAUCACUGGAUAUUGUCUCUUUUUGGAUUUGAUGUUUUUUGAGAAAUAAGCUUUCAUGGUCACUAGGGGGCACUGUGCUUUGGCUUAGACCAGAAAAAAAAAGCCAGAUUUCUUGAGUUGUACAUAACUUAGACACUACCUUCCAAUCUUCAUUGACUCUGCUUCCAACUCCAACCACGUUGUCGUAUAACAUUGACUCUGCCCAUGUUGGCUUAGACCAUGUUACAUUGUAUUCAAAGACAUAGUUGUGUUUAUUCGUCUUAGGCUUCUGAAUUAUCUUCUUUGUGUCAGAAAAUACAUGUUUUACAUUAUUUAUUUAAUUUUUAAUUAUUAUUUUUUAUUUUUUUUUGUAAAUUUUGUAAUGCACAUGUGAAUAUAGGAUUCUGCCUGCAGAUGAGCAUCGGAUUUCUAGUUAGUUUUUAUUGGGAGUUUGUUGAAUUGCCCACCUGAAAAUAUUCAGCAACUAGAUAGAAAGAUUUAUUUUGGAAUGUGAUAUCGAUUUAUUACGAUCAUCUUAUUAAAAAAAAAAAACCUGUAUGGGCAUUUACUGUGUGUUUAUAGCUGUUUAGUCAUAGCCAUGUCUGCUCAUGUACCGUAUGAAAUUCACCUUUCCACUGUGAUUCAAUGCUGCAGGAAUCGGUUGUCUAUGUACAGGACUUUACAUUGAGAUAAUGCUAAUGCGUAGGUUCUGCAGCAUAGUGGAUAUAAAGUAUAAAUUGAGAGGGGGGGGGGGGGGAUUAUAUUAUUUAUUUAUUUUAUUUUACUAUAACCAAAACUUCAAAAGCUAUAAGUAGUUUGUUUGAAAAAUGGAUAACAUUUCAACUCCACUGAAAUUUUAGCUUGACGUAAAAUUGCAGGUUACCAAGACCUCAUGGUUUUCUUAUGGGCGCACGUACCAUAGUGGCUGUACUGGGGCCCUUGGAGAGAGGGGGCCCAUCCUCGUUGGUCCCAUUCUUUUUUUCUAAUGGUAAGACACUAUGCGGAAACUUCUCUAUCCAGUUAUCUGCAUUUUUAGCAAAUUAAUGGAAGAGGGUAUUGACCAAUGGGUCAUGGAAAGUAAAGGGAAAUAAAUAAUAGACAUUGCUGUCCUGGGGGGAAAAAUUAGAUGCUAUUUUAGGAAGCCCAUGUCGAUAUUUGUUACCUGGCCCCCUUUCUUCUAUGUACGCCAAAGCCUAUGGGGUAAAAAUUAUCCACCACUUUUUCUGCUUAAAGGAAAACGUUAUGGCAAUGGUUGCGUUGGCCGACAAUUUUAUCACAACCCUGGAACCUAUAGGUACAAUGGGGAGAGAUUUCUCAAUAUUGUUACUGGAUACAUCAUUUGCGAAAGUGUUAAAAUGAUAUCAAAAUGGUUAUUAUAUUAUAUUAUUAUAAUAUAUGGUGCAACUCUUCAGAUCAAACUCUAGAUCAAUUUGACAAUCUUUUCUUUACACAGCUGAAUAUAUACUUCAACAAUUCUGAAGUAAAAAAAAAACAAUUAUGACAGAUAUGCAAAAUUCUGAAAAAAAAAAAUCUUGAGAUGCAUAAUAAAUACAUUUGUAGCAUUUUGGACACAGUGGUCCAGAUCUAGUAAAAUUGUCAUGGACGGACAGUCUUCAAAGGCUAAUAGUAAUAGACAGUCUUCCGCAAGAUAUAAUAAAGAAUUUUCAAUCUAUUGUCUUACUUUAAACCAGAAAUAUGCACCACAAUUAUGCCACAUUUUUGGCGCAUUUAGACUACGUCCUUUUUGUAAAAUGUAUGAUUAUGAAGGCCAUGCUCCUUUUGUCAGACCAGCACCAAAGUUCUUGCGCAGCUGCAAUAGUAGAUCAGGACCACUAUGUGACAGGAUUCUACAGUAUUGCGCUUAGUAAAUCUCUCCCAUCAAUUCUUUCUGCCAUUCGAUGGACCCCAUUGUCAAGUAUCCAUAAUGGUGUCCGGACCUUUACCAAACUUUAUAGUGCCACAUGCUGCCCCAUAGUGGCUGGGACUUUUGUAUGAACCUGCAACAGUGGCUCUUAGCGUGAAUGAGGCCUAACAAGAAAUGGAUAGGAGAGGAAAGUUGGACAGUUUAGUCCAUUAGUUUCAAUACAUUUUGUACUUAAAUGAUUGUUCCAGACACCAACACAAAACUGAUAUCUGGCACAUAAUAAUUUUGGCCAGGUUGGAUAUUUUGUCCAUUUGACCAAUCUGUCAUCAAUAAUUUACCAAGUUUUCUGUAAUGUCUUUGGUCUUCUUCUGAUAUGGAUCAAACAAAAAAACAACAUGGACAUAAUCUUGUUAGAAGUAGACCCAAAAUGUCCCUACAUUGGGACAUUUUGGGGGAGAUUUAUCAAAGGAUUUAGAAUUGUUUUUCCUGUCUAAAUUCGUCGCACAGAAAGUCGCAGUCUAAAUAUGUGCGCCUUUUUUGCGACUUUUGCUUUAGAGGAUUUUUAGAACAUGAUGCAUUCUAGUCUAUUUUAGACGGAAAUGCAUUGGAAAAUGCAUUGGUGCUGAAUUUAUCAAAAGCGACUUUUUGGCGACAAGUCGCAUCGGCUGAAAGUACGCCAAAAUGUCAGACCAUGCUGGAGCAGGUUUAAAUACAGUCUAAAGCAUAGAUCCCAAAGUCCGUGCGCAGAAUGUAUCAAGAGCCGUGUGACUUUUGAUAAAUUAGGCACAAAAUAGACCGGCCUAAUGCUCUGUAGUUUGGUCUAUAUUGAUGCGGGACAUAUACAACUUUGAUAAAUCUCCCCCUUUGGGUCUAAUCAGUUUUCAGACUGUCCACCUUUUAACACCAUGAUGCUUUCAGAUUCUGCAUUUUAUGACGAUUAACUUAAUAUAUUUAUUGUGGUCUGAUCUAAUGUUUUCUUAUACUGGGUUUUAAAUUCCCCAUGUAGACAGAGUUAAAGGGGUGUUCCAGACGUAAAGAAAAAAUAAUAUGGUGCUGGAAUGGGGGAAAAAUAGAAAAGAAACACAUACUAACCUAGUAGCUCCUGCUGUUCACUUUUAUCCUCCCCCACCCCCCCAAAUAUCUUUUCUCUUCUUCAUGAUUUCAAGAAGAGGUGCGGGACCUGCCCGCUCAGCCAAUCACUAGCCAAAACAGGACACUGUUGAAGUCAAUGAUUGCCUGAGCAAGCAGGUCCUGCACCCAGAGAAGAUCAGGGGACGGAGGAGGAGCUGUAGGGGACCUACAGGGCUAGAAUUAUUUUUUCUAUUUAUAUUUAGAGCUCUGUAUCAAAAUACCUUUAUAGGUGUCAGAGCUUAGAUAUAAGUCUGCACUGAAUUCUGGAGCGCGAUAAAAUUAAAAUGGUGAUCAAGAGUGGACAUUCAUAUAUACUCUUCCUCUAUGAUAUGGAGCCCUCAUGGACUGUACCCCACAAUGUAGAACGCUUGCUUUACUUUAGCAACAAAUACCUUCUCUCAGGGAGUGUCCUUGUUUUAUCUAAGAUAGAAGAAAAAAUUAUUAUGUAAUAUUUUUUAAGGUAACACUCCAUAAGUUGACGUGGCAUUAGAGAAUCACCUAAAAACUAUUGGUUGUAAUGUAGAUGGAUGGCAUGAACCGUCACUUUACCAAGUGAUGAGGAUACAUCAGUUUGCAUCUUAAUAACCUCAUCCACAGCACUGUGUAACAAGGGUUGUUUGGCACAGAUCGAGGUGGACCCUUGUUCUUCUUUAAAGAUACUAUUAUGUGUGUUAAUAGCCUCACUUACUCCUCGCUUUUCCUGCUACAUUUUCUUGUCUGUUUUUGUUUAAUCAAUAGAGACGAUUUGAUUAUUCACCACCCUAUGGGGUAUAGAUACUCACUUACCAGAAUCACUCAUAGUUGGCUGUACAGGUGACCAAAGAUACACAAGACCACCAUCCUUAAAAAGACUUGUGGACAACCCCCAAAAAAGGAGAUUUAUUGUCAUUAA
This is a messenger RNA of Hyla sarda, 9114 nucleotides long. RefSeq names its product microtubule associated scaffold protein 2 (gene MTUS2). NCBI's taxonomy places the organism in Eukaryota, Metazoa, Chordata, Amphibia, Anura, Hylidae. Gene Ontology annotation, molecular function: microtubule binding. Gene Ontology annotation, cellular component: nucleus; cytoplasm. The transcript has 15 exons. The record is from RefSeq and is a predicted model, not a curated record. Bases 644 to 4606 code for a protein of 1320 amino acids.